This is a messenger RNA of Westerdykella ornata, 1490 nucleotides long. RefSeq names its product caib/baif family protein-like protein. The coding region runs from base 42 to 1379 and encodes 445 amino acids. The transcript has 9 exons. Gene Ontology annotation, molecular function: catalytic activity. The record is from RefSeq and is a predicted model, not a curated record. Lineage: Eukaryota; Fungi; Ascomycota; Dothideomycetes; Pleosporales; Sporormiaceae.
AUCUCAUCUUGCUCUCAAUCUACCACUGAAUAUUCGGAAGCAUGUCUCAGACAUUACGGCGUGUUUUUGCGGCUUCAAUAAAGUACGGCACCGGCAAUUGGCGGUUGAGCGGCUCACGGAGGUGCAUUGCCUCCGCUGCUAGUCAACAAGAUGCCGGGACCUUGCCGUUAGCUGGUAUCAAGGUCCUGGACAUGACAAGAGUGCUUGCUGGGCCCUACUGCACCCAAAUACUGGGCGAUCUUGGAGCAGAGGUUAUAAAAAUUGAGCACCCCGAGAGAGGAGACGACACUCGAGCCUGGGGCCCUCCGUAUGCCAAGCAUAUCAAAGGCGAACAUCGAGAAGGCCCUGGCGAGAGCGCAUAUUAUCUUGCCGUGAACCGGAACAAGAAGUCAAUAGGAUUGUCCUUCCAACAUCCUGCGGGCGUUGAUAUCCUUCGUCGACUAGUCAAAGAAUGCGACGUCCUCGUUGAAAACUACCUACCCGGGUCGCUAGCAAAGUAUGGGAUGGAUUACGCCUCCGUGUCCAAGAUAAAUCCCAGCCUUAUCUAUGCGAGCAUAACAGGAUACGGGCAGACGGGACCCUACAGCAGCCGAGCUGGCUACGAUGUAAUGGUGGAAGCAGAAAUGGGCUUGAUGCACAUUACCGGAGCCCGAGAUGGACCGCCCGUCAAAGUCGGCGUUGCAGUUACGGAUCUUACUACAGGGCUGUACACAUCAAAUGCUGUCAUGGCUGCCCUACUCGCUCGCGUCAAGUCUGGAAAGGGCCAGCACAUUGAUGUUGCCCUCAGUGACUGUCAAGUGGCAACGCUUGCGAACAUUGCUAGCUCUGUGCUCAUCAGUGGCAAGAAGGACUCUGGGCGGUGGGGCACGGCUCAUCCAUCCAUUGUGCCAUAUAGAGCAUUCAAGACGGCUGAUGGUGACAUAUUGCUGGGAGGAGGGAAUGAUCGACUCUACGGGAUCCUUUGCACAAAGAUUGGAAAGCCUGAAUGGAUUACUGACGAGAGGUUCAAGACGAAUCCUAUGAGGGUGAAGAACAGAGAUGUGCUAGAGGAGCUGAUUGAGAACGAAACACGGAAGAAAACAACCCAAGAGUGGCUUGAGAUCCUUGAAGGCUGCGGCAUGCCAUACGCCGCUAUCAAUGACGUUCAGACGACACUCAACCAUGACCACGUCCUCGCUCGCGGCAUGGUCCAGGAAGUGGAACACCCCACAUGCGGCCCCAUUAAGCUGGUCAAUACUCCUGUGAAAUACUCCGUCUCCAAACCUGGUAUAAGAACACCCCCGCCCACACUCGGCCAGCAUACGCGAGACAUUCUGAGCGAGCUUGGCCUUAGUGAAGAGGAAGUAGCUCGGCUUCGUACUGAAAAGGUCGUGGCCUAGCGUCGCGUAAGCUGCAUCAUGAAGCCAUAAAAAUUCACUAAUCUUCCGCGAUGUUUGCAUAUGUGCAUACAAUACAUCGUAUAAGCAUUCUAUUGCAAGCUCACCCCCUGG